AUGGAGAAAGCUUAUUUCCUCUUCCUUGCAGCCUUGGUCGCAAGCCUAGGUACAGCUUCCUCAAGUACCACUAACGUUGUUGCCCAUAACAACACCAGUGAUCAUGAUCUAGGCGCUCUUCUUGCCUUCAGGGCUGCCAUUUCCGACCCCCAAAAUAUCCUUCCAGUCAAUUGGUCCACUUCUACCUCUGUUUGUAACUGGAUAGGAAUCACUUGUAACAGACGCCAUCGAAGAGUCGCCGCCAUACAGCUUCCCAAAUUGGGCUUAUUUGGAACCAUUCCUCCACAGUUGGGGAAUCUCUCCUUCUUAGUCUGGCUGGAUCUUGAAAACAAUAGCUUCCAUGGAAAUCUUCCAACUCAGAUGGUUCAUUUGCGUCGACUCAAGCACAUCAACUUUGCAUUCAAUAGCUUUGAUGGUGAAUUUCCAUCAUGGUUGGGAGCUUUAUAUCGACUUCGUUAUCUUUCGUUCCAUAGUAACAGAAUUUCUGGUUCAUUGCCAACAACGCUCUCUAAUGCAACGAUGUUAGAGACCAUCAGGUUAGGUACGAACCUCAUGACUGGAAAUCUGCCUCAAGACUGGAGCGCUUUACAGAACUUGGAGUUCCUUGACAUGGGAAAUAACAAACUUGAAGGCCCUUUGCCUCGGUCUUUAUUUAACCUUUCGUCAUUGCAGCACUUUAGUUUUUCGAAUAAUACCUUAUCUGGUUACCUUCCGGUACGUAUCUGCCAUCAUCUGCCACAACUCCAAGGGCUUUAUUUGUCAUAUAACGAGUUUAGCGGCGCAGUCCCUGCUGGUAUUGGAGGUUGUCCGAGGCUUCAAAUCUUGUCCUUGUCAUACAAUAAUCUGGCAGGAAAUAUUCCACGAGAAAUUUGGAAUCUAACUGCGCUUAGGAACCUAUAUCUAGGUGCAAACGAUAUUCAAGGUGUUAUACCUCGUGGGAUUGGUCACCUUUAUAAAUUGGAGAUACUAAGCUUGGGAAUGAAUUGGUUAAGAGAUCCCGUCCCACAAGAGCUAUUCAACAUUUCAACUCUUAGAGUACUGUCCAUAGAUGGCAAUGAUUUUUCGGGCAUUCUUCCUUCGACUUUAGAUGUUACUUUACCCAAUCUUGAGGUGCUUUAUCUUGGGGGCAACAAAUUUACUGGAAUUAUAUUGCCAACUCUCUCCAAUGCGUCUAAAUUGACACAUCUAGAUUUGGAAGAUAAUAAAUUUAUUGGUGCAAUUCCUGAUUCUCUUGGUAACCUAAGAUUCCUAGAACGCUUAGCUCUUUCAAGCAACAAUUUUACUCUAACUGGAGAUAUGACCUUCUUCAAUUCUAUAGGAAAUUGCAGAUAUUUGAGAAUAUUGUGGCUAGAUGAAAAUCCACUGAAUGGCAAUCUUCCAGAGUAUAUUGGAAAUCUUUCCAACUCUCUUGACUCAAUUAAUAUGUCUCAUUGUGGACUUGGAGGUGAAAUUCCAAGGUCACUAGGCAACUUGAGCAACUUGGAGUUCCUAGAUUUGGCAAGCAAUGGUUUGACAGGAAUAAUUCCAAGUUCCAUCUCAGAUUUAAGACAACUUCAGUGGAUAAGUUUUGAAGAUAACAAGAUACAAGGACCAAUUCCAAGUGAGUUUUGUCAUAUUCCCAACUUAGCAUAUUUAAUUUUGGCAAGCAAUAGGCUGUCUAGCAAGGUACCCGAGUGCAUAGGGAGUAUUUCUUCAUUGAGAUGGCUCUAUUUAAACUCUAACAAUCUAACAUCUAGCGUGCCAACAAGCUUGUGGAGCCUUACUGAUCUGUUGGAGCUUGACUUGUCCAUCAAUUUUCUCAAUGGUUCUUUGCCCUCCCAAAUUGGAGACAUGAAGGCACUAAUCAAACUGAAUCUAUCAGUGAAUCAGUUUUCUGGUGAUAUCCCUGGCACUAUUUGGGCACUACAGGAUUUACAAGAACUCUCCUUAGAGCAUAAUAAUCUACAAGGGUUAAUUCCAGACUCCAUCAAGACAAUGUUGGCUUUGCAGCACUUGGAUCUAUCAUUCAACAGUUUAGCUGGUAUGAUACCUAACUCACUGGAGGUACUCUUGGAUCUUCAGUAUUUGAAUGUUUCCUACAACAAACUACAAGGACCGAUUCCUCAAGGAGGACCUUUUAAGAACUUCACAAUCCUAUCUUUUCUUGCUAAUGAAGCAUUAUGUGGUGCUCCUUGGUUCCAACCUUGUCAAACAUUUCAUCAUAGAUCAAAGAAAAAGAUACUCUUGCUUGUGUUGCUGCCAAUAGGUUCUUCAUUCCUAGCCUUGGCCAUUUCACUUUUGUUGAUGAAAAGGUUUACAAGAAAGAAGACUACGACUUUAGCCCAUGAUUUGUUUCCAGAAACAGCACAUCAAAGGGUAUCCUACCAUGAACUUCAACGAAUAACAAAUGGUUUCAGUGAAAGUAACUUGCUUGGAUCUGGGACGUUUGGUUCAGUUUACAAAGGGGUAUCUGCAAAUGGGAUAAUUUGGGCUAUAAAGGUUUUUGAUAUGCAACUUGAUGGCACAUCGAAAACUUUUGACUUAGAAUGCGAAGUCUUUCGCCGCCUUCGUCAUAGAAAUUUGAUCAAAGUAAUCAGUGCUUGCUCUAAUCCGGACUUCAAAGCUUUGGUACUAGAAUUCAUGCCUAAUGGAAGCCUGGAGAAAUGGCUCCAUCUUGGCCACCACGUCCUGAGUAUCAUACAAAGAUUGGACAUCAUGAUUGAUGUGGCUCGUGGGUUGGAAUAUCUUCAUUAUGGGUAUUCAUUUCCCAUAAUUCAUUGUGAUUUGAAACCUAGUAACAUUUUACUAGAUGAAGAUAUGGUCGGUCAUCUUAGUGACUUUGGGAUUACUAAAUUGCUGGGAGAUGGAGAAAGCCGUGUACAGACAAAAACCUUGGCAACAAUUGGAUACAUCGGCCCAGAGCAUGGAUUAGAAGGACUAGUGUCAACAAGGUGUGAUGUAUACAGUUUUGGCAUUACCAUGAUUGAAGCAUUCACUGGAAAACGACCUAAGGAUGAGAUGUUUAAGGAAGAGAUAAGCAUUAGGCAUUGGAUCCAAGAAUUACUACCAGGUUCUGUAGAUCAAGUUAUUGAUGUGAAAUUACUUCAUCCAGAGGACGAACAAGUCGCGAAAAACAUAGUUUGUGUAUCAUCUAUCUUGCAACUUGCACUAAGUUGCACUUUAGAUGUCCCAGAGAACAGGAUCAACAUAAAAGAUGCCCUCACAACACUUGAGAAGAUCAAAACUCAGUUUUUUCAAAGAAAUUAG
Molecule: messenger RNA, 3246 nt
Organism: Coffea eugenioides
Lineage: Eukaryota; Viridiplantae; Streptophyta; Magnoliopsida; Gentianales; Rubiaceae
Product: probable LRR receptor-like serine/threonine-protein kinase At3g47570
Exons: 3
Coding region: 1-3246 (1081 amino acids)
Biological process (GO): protein phosphorylation
Molecular function (GO): protein binding; protein kinase activity; ATP binding
Source: RefSeq, a predicted model, not a curated record